Messenger RNA from Protopterus annectens (West African lungfish), 1684 nucleotides. It is a transcript of the gene BCL10, whose product is annotated as BCL10 immune signaling adaptor. Bases 698 to 1408 code for a protein of 236 amino acids. The record is from RefSeq and is a predicted model, not a curated record. Gene Ontology annotation, molecular function: protein kinase B binding; kinase activator activity; transcription coactivator activity. The transcript has 3 exons. NCBI's taxonomy places the organism in Eukaryota, Metazoa, Chordata, Ceratodontiformes, Protopteridae. Gene Ontology annotation, biological process: canonical NF-kappaB signal transduction; adaptive immune response; positive regulation of extrinsic apoptotic signaling pathway. Gene Ontology annotation, cellular component: CBM complex; cytosol.
ACGAAAGGAACGCCCACACCUGAGCGAACCUUGCCGGGGGUACUGGAUUACACUGUUACCUUCCACUGGGUGCCUCAGUUUCUUCGCACUUUCCACAGACUUGCAGUAGUGGAGUGGGCACUGUAUUUGUGCGAGUAUGUGGUAUGGAAGAACAGCUGUGGUAGCGCUAAGCCACCCGGAGUGUAGCCUAGGGUUUAGCACUAGAUGAUUGUCACUGUUGAAAGUGACACUCCGACUCUAUGUCUGAAAAUGGAAAAGGGGUUGUGGAUUGAAGGAUACUGCACUAUACGCCAACAAUAAAAAUUCUCUUUACCUUUCCUAAAGUUGUCGAGCGCGGCGUCAAAGCAAUCUACGGGAGCACACCUUUCUCUCAGCGGUUGCGCGCUAUUGGCUGGUGCUAGCCGUGGAAGGCAGAUGUGGAGAUCACGUGAGUUUUCAUCUCGCUGUUUGUGUUGCGGGGAAGAAGCAAAAAAGAAAGAAGUUUUUAGAGUUUAGUUUUAGCACAGUUUUGUAACGCAGUGUUUCCUUGCUAAGGCAACAUGUAGUUAAUUACACACGGAUAUCAGUGAGUUUACGUUUGGGAUGCAUUACGAGGACAAUACAAACAGACUGUUUUCUUAAUUACCUCCGAAUCCCAUCAAGCUUACUUGAUUUUAAUUUGAACCGGCAAAUAAACCCGGAAGUUUGCUGCUCGGCAAUGGAUGUCCCGCAACUUACCGAAGAUGACAUGGCUGAAGUAAAAAAGGAAGCUUUAGAAAGAUUGAGACGGUAUUUGUGUGACAAAAUUAUAGCUGACAGACAUUUUGAUUUUCUGCGUGCAAAGAAGGUACUCACUAAAGAGGACACAGAAGAAAUCAAUGCACAGAAUACCCACAGAAAGAAAGCAGGGAAGCUUUUGGAUCUUUUGGCAGAAAAUCCCAAAGGACUAGAUAACCUUCUUCUUUCUAUACGAGUUGAGAAAACCCAGCUUUUUCUCAUAGACAGAAUAACAGACGAAGUGCAAAAGUGCAAGAAUGAAAAAGUGGAAGCUCUAAAAGCAUCUUGCUACAGUGCUUGUGUGCCAGAAGUCUGUAAAGGAACAAAUAAUCUAUCCAGAAUGUUUUCUGAGGAUUCAAGCUUGUAUGAGAAGGGCAAGGAAUCCACUCUGUUGUAUCACCCAGAAGGAGAAUACAGUCCAGCAUCUUCAGCUUCCUCUUCACUUUAUUCACUGAACGUACCAGGUGAUGGCACCUUUCAGAAAGAAACUUCAUCAUGUCCUUCAAAUGUGACAUCCACUACCACAACUCUGCCAAGGCCCGGAGAUCCAGGGGCUCCUCCUCUCCCAGCAGAAUUGCAGUCUGAACCAGAGGGAGCAUGUGGUAGUCCCAGUGACUCUCAGUUCCUGCCACUAAGGUCACGGUCAUCGUAACCAUUGUUGCAGGUUUCCCUGUGAUGAUUAUUACUAAUGGUCCUGCAUUGUAGAUAAGUAAUAAAACUGGGACACUUGUGGAGCUGCUACAACACUGUAUAGGUUAAACAUUUAAAUUCCAGUCUAUACCGGGUCUCACUGUGAUGUUUCGGUGCAAAGAACUGCAUUCCCUCAUAAGGGCAGUAAACUUAAUCAUGUAAUACUGUCUUGGUCUUUUUAUUAGUUGGAUGACCUGCUGCAGUGUUUUAAAUGCUAAUAAAGUAAUUAAUACCUUUA